UAAAUACAAGAUUAAUCGUGUGCAAAAAAUCUUGACUUGGAUCGAAAAUUUAAUAAACAUGGAGCGGUUUGUUGAAAUGAUUAAUUUGUACUCAAUGUAAAAGCGUAUUUAUUUUUGUCAUAAAAUAAGACUUUAAACAUUACAUCGAUAAAUUAAGUAAAAUACACCAUUAAAUGACUUGAGUUGAAACAGUUUCAUCGAAAGUGACUUUUACUGUAAUAGUUGUACAUAACCUACAAAUACUCAUCGUUUUCUGAAAAUGCCUUUUAAAAAGGAUUUGCGGCUUCUGUUGAAGCCUUAUUAUUUGAUAAACAUUUUACUCAGCAUUUCGUAUAUUGUCUCGAAACGUUUUCCUAUUAUAUGUCAUUAUCUGUUUGCACAAGUUGAGUGCGAACUCGAUGGAAGGGAAACAGAGAUUUUAUUUUUUCUUAUGAUUGUCAUAAUGAUAAGGACACGGAAAACUGGAAGUGUCACUAUGAUAAACUACUUGUCAUCCAGUUUUGUGUACACUAAAAUUGCCAAUCUGAUCCUUUGGUUUUACGCGGAUAUUCGUAUGGGAAUUAUAUUUGCUAUUGUAUUUAUUUUAUGCGGUUUAUUACUCCCCGAACCAACGUAUCAGGGUCCAGAAAAUGUAACUUAUUUACGUGGUGCAAACGGAUUACAAGAAGAACUGUAUCGUGAUACUAGAAUCAUUUGGCUGGUCGCAUUUUAUACUGCAUGGAAUCCAGCAUGUGUUAAUUUUGCACCAAUAUUCUCUGAACUUUCUGCAGAAUAUGCCUUAGAAAAUUUGAAAUUUGGAAAAGUAGAUAUUGGAAGGUACCCGGAUGCAGGAGUGAAGUAUCAUAUUAGCGAUGCCAGUACUAGUAAACAACUUCCUACCUUAAUUCUUUUUAAGGAAGGUAAAGAGAUAGAACGACGUCCGUAUGCGGAUCAUAAAGGCAAACUAGUUAAAUUUCUUUUUUCAUUGGCUGGUCCGGCACCAAAAAAUGUGGAGAAGAAGUCACUGACAGAAGAUACGAAUGCAGAAUCUAAAAAGGUGGAUUUGAAUAUGGAGGAAACUGGUGAGGACAAGGAUAGAUCUAAGAAAUCGACACUUUGCGUACAAAUAGGAUCAGGAACAUCUCAACCGGCGCAAGUUGCUUGGAAAGAAAAUCAAAUAUCUACUCAGAAGUUUCCACUAUCUUUACAUACUCAACCUCAACAAAUCCAAACAUUAAAUGUCGUCCAACCUGCACAGACUUUACCUCAGGCAAGUGUAGUGAUGCCUCAACAAAUGGUUCAACCCGUUCACACCUUACAGAUUGUACAAUCUCCUCCUCAACCUUGUACUCAAUCUGCUCCAGCCGUGAAUAUCAUUCAACCGGUUCCCCAGUCAACUGUUAUUAAAACUACUCAAAAACCUAAGCCAAAACCUAAGCCAGUUGCAACAGAAAUAAAACCUGCUACCGAAGAAGAAAAACCUAUGCGUAUCGAGCAUCUUCCACAGCCUUUACCAGAGCCUCAGGAAACCUUAACAGUUUUACCAGUUGCAUCUACUUGUCAUGAACAUUUGUUCACUGUACCAUCAAAUCCAAUGAUGCUGGUUGCUGAAUCUGAACAACCACAAUUAGCUGCCAUUGUUCAAGUUCCAUCAAUGUUGCCUUGCAGUAAUCCUCUGCACAGGUACCUCAAUCCUUGUCCUUGUCAGCAAAAUAUAGCUGUACUGAGCGAGUCUGGCAUUGAACCGAUAUCAAUGAAAGUUUUACCCAUAGCAUCAUAUUCUUCAACGUUUACAAGGCCUCCAUUGGUCAUGCCCUAUGAUGCAAAAAUGUUAUCUCACAUAGUAUCAAAUGUAAGUAUCAUAUGCUGUGAAGCAUUAAGUAAAUACUUAGCAAGGUAAUCAAUGCAUGUUAAUUGUUUACAGGGUAAUGUUGACACUAAAUUGAGCCCUCAUGCAAGAAGUCACCAUGGUUAUGUUAAAGUAAAGCUUCCUCAUCAUGUUCAUGUUCAGC
Megachile rotundata (alfalfa leafcutting bee) is the source of this 1991-nucleotide messenger RNA. RefSeq names its product thioredoxin-related transmembrane protein 2 homolog. Gene Ontology annotation, molecular function: disulfide oxidoreductase activity. Lineage: Eukaryota; Metazoa; Arthropoda; Insecta; Hymenoptera; Megachilidae. The record is from RefSeq and is a predicted model, not a curated record. Gene Ontology annotation, cellular component: membrane-bounded organelle.